AGGGCGGGGCGUUCCUCAUCAAGCCCCGCCUUCCCUUUCGGGGUCCCGAGACGUCGCUCGGGCUUUGACGUCCCUACGCAAGAGGAGCGCGGCGCGCGUGCGCAUGACUCAGUUGCCCAUGGUAACCAGGAGCCGCGUAGAGGAUGGGUUUGCUGUCAAUUCUGCGUAAAUUGAAGAGUGCACCAGACCAGGAGGUCAGGAUCCUCCUUCUGGGACUGGAUAAUGCAGGGAAGACUACACUUUUAAAACAGCUAGCAUCUGAAGAUAUUACCCAUAUCACUCCAACACAGGGAUUUAACAUUAAGAGUGUACAAGCGCAAGGUUUCAAGCUGAAUGUAUGGGAUAUUGGUGGACAGAGGAAGAUCAGGCCGUACUGGAGGAAUUAUUUUGAGAAUACUGAUAUCCUGAUUUACGUCAUUGACAGUGCUGACAGAAAGAGAUUUGAAGAAACAGGCCAGGAGCUGGCAGAGCUCGUGGAUGAGGAGAAACUGAGUGGUGUUCCUGUACUCAUCUUUGCAAACAAACAAGAUUUGCUGACGGCAGCUCCUGCAGCAGAGAUUGCAGAGGGUCUGAAUUUGCACACAAUCCGUGACAGAGUUUGGCAGAUUCAGUCCUGCUCCGCCCUCACGGGAGAGGGAGUGUCGGACGGCAUGAACUGGGUCUGCAGAAAUGUAAAUGCAAAGAAGAAGUAAGUUGAACUGAGUUGCAUGGAAGUGGAGGGGCUGCCAAAGCCAAAUGCAUUAGCAAGCUGCUGGUGUCUGACCAAAUAUUCUUUUCCAUCUGUGUGAGGCUACAGCUGUUAGGGAUGGGAACAGCAGCAAAGCCUUCCACUCAAAUUGGAACUUCACCUGCUCUCUAGCAUCAUUCCCUCUCCCCGCAAAAAUGAAUUUCUUUCUCGUUCUCUUUUUUCACCUAAGUUAUAUUAAAAGUCUCCAUCUUCAUUUGACUGAACAGUGAGGUUUGAAAACAGAAUCAGAUUGUGGUUUGGCAUAAAGAUCUUUUAAAUGGGAUCACAAAACUAGAACGAUAAUAGCAAUGUAUAGAGAAGGCAGUAUCAGUCUGCAAAUCACUCAAGAUGCUCCCCUGGUUUUGUUCAAAGUUUUUCUGAUAAACCACUUCUUUGUUAACAUGUGUGCUUCAGUUUUAACAGUCAUAAAUUCCUUGGUACAGUGGUGUGAGGACCGCAGUGCAAUCUCACAAAGAUCAUUUAUUAUAACAAUAUGUCCAGGUGUUUCAGUCCAUUUUUUUCACAAAUACACGUGCUGUAGCUUCAGUUCUUAAACUAUAAGAAGCAUCCUGCACAAGGUAUGCUAUAAUUUAUUCAAAUAAAACAGUAUCAGGCUACAGUGGCAUGUUGCAUUUAUGGUUGGCACAAACAUUUCCAAUAAUUCAGUCUCAGUAGAGCCAAGAUUUUUUUUUGGCAUGCAGUCUGUUGGACUAUAUCAAUUCACAGAAUGAGGAUGGGAGUUUAACAACAUUGUGGCAGUCAAUUUAGUGUGCAAAGUCUUACUGCAAACAGCUGUUAACAGUUUUCUUUGUCCUUUUUGACGUGCUUUAAGGCAGGUUUUGAUUCAGUGUUCCUGAGACCUACAUGCGACAUGGCAAAUGUGUUUAUCUCAGGCAAUUCAAACAGUCACAGACUGAGAGAUUAGCCAGGUCAUUGUGGUGGCUCUCUCCAUAUGAAUUGCUGCUGAGGCUGUACAGUCAGUUUAUUGCCUGCUUUGGAAGUCUGCACUGCUUCUGCACAUUCAGUUUUGAACUAAAUUGCUCACCAGCUAUACAGCUAUACAAAAUGUAACAGCAGACAUAUUUUUGAAGAGAGAGAUUCCUAAUUUUAAGAAAUAUUUCGUCAGUCUAAUUAGAAGUUUCUAGAGAAAUGCUCAUUCUGGUGAGAAAAGGGUCAUUGCAUUCAUUCUGAAUGCAAGAAGAGAAACCCUUAGUCUGUCUAUAACGACACAUAGAAUAUCCACUGGGAAGAUGGCAUCCUGUCCUUUGAAGAAUAGGCAUAUUUAAACCUGACAAAUCUUAGCAUAUUGCUACAGCACCUAGAUAUGGGAUAGGAGGCUGCUUCUCACAUCUACGUCAUCUGCUCAGUUUGUCAAUGUUCACAGUAAUUUGGCGAGGCAGCCUUGCAUGCAAUGAGUUUAGUAUGCAGCUUUCAGAUUAGAGCAAGAAUGUUGGCUUAAAAUUGCUGUGGCAGCUAUAAAGCUCGCUCUCAUUCUUGGUGGAAGGGAGUAAGCUUGAUUUGCUAAACCUCAGACUUUUAUGUGCAUUUUGGUAAAAGUCAGGGAACAUAAUUUGUGAAUAUAAUCUGUUGUCACUACUUUGAGGUACAGGAUUUCCUCCCUACUAAUCUAGAAAUAGGAGCUAGAAACAUAGCAACUGUCAUAACUUCUCAUCCAUUUGGAUUUGAACUUUUUAUUGCUUUGCAAUGGGCAUAAAUCCUAUAUUAGAUAUAUUAAAUUGCUAUCUCACCUAAUUCAUAAAGUUUGGGACUGAAAUAACACCACAAACAUACACUAUGAAAACCAGGGAGAAUAUAAUAAAGCACAAAUAAUCUAAAUCAGUUUAUUAGAAGUCCCCAAAUAUGACAGCUAACAAUAUGUAUAGUCACAGCCUCUUAAAUUCACUUAAAACAUACUGCUCUUUUUCUGUUGGGAAGCUGGUGGCACAGUUCAUAAACUUUUAAAAGUACAGUCCUUCUGUCCUUUUUCCCCACACCUGAAGUCCAGUUUUUAAGUGGGGGAAGGUAGCCAACUGUUGUAACUACUUGUUGGAAAAGUUUAGAAUUUCAUGGCAUAAUGUCAAUAAAAUUAUCCCCUAAAACCCAAGAUACCUCAUCCUGUCUUUUCAGUUCAGAGAAAAUAUGUUUUCUUAAUAGUCUGUGCACUAACCAAAAGAAGCACACAACUCAUAAUCUGUGAAGCAACCUGCAACUUCUAUAUUUUGCAUACAAGUUGCAGUUCUCCAAACCAUCAAAUGGUAAAUACAGCAUUUCACAAUUUUAUCCUUAUUCUGUCCCUGCCUCUUCUCUUCCUAUAAAUGUUUGAAGAUAUUUUGGGGGGAAUCUUACUAAGGCAUGAGCAACUCCUCAAACCAGGAGACAUCACUGUGGUUCAUCAAUUUUGAUAAGCCUCCAAAACCUGCUUACUAUUUUUAAGCUAUUUAAGAGCUACACAGGGUUGGCCUGAUGACACCAGAGGCCAAUAUGUUGUCUUGGAAAAUCACCUCUCCUGGCUGGAUGCUUCACAAGAUACAUGCCAAGAAGUAGGACAAUUAUGGAACAAUCUCUCUCUUAUUCCUAGCAAAAAAAGAAAAGACUGUUCUGAUUACAAGAAUUCAUAUCUUCUGACUAUUUCAGUCAACAACUAUUUUUCAACCAAUGGUCCAUGAUUUUAUCUAAUCUUUUUUAUCCUGCUACUGUUAUCAGCACUCUGAAUAUUUCUGGUGAGUUCAGCAGGUACUGUGGGAAAGCAUUUCCCAUUACUUAAGUACCAUAAGAGACAUGCUUUGAGUCCUUGGCAGGCUAAUUCACUAGUAAAUUAUCCUCUUUUUCUAAAGAAAUGCAUAUUUCCUGUCUGAAUGUCACUAUAUAAGAUGUCUUAUAAGGCAAGCCAGAAUGGCUGAAGUAUAGUUGAGAGACCUGUGUAAUUGUUCACAUAUUAGAAUGAAAAGAGAGCAUGGUUCAUGUGACUUAAUUACUUAUUCUUUUAAUUAUACAUGGCUCAGUCUGCUCUUUGAACAGACUUUUCCUGUAUGCCAGAUUAUGUUCAGAUGCUUUCUAAAGCCAUAGUGGUAAAUCUGAUCCAGUGUACCAUCUUUGCUUUUUCAUUCUGUAUUACUUUAGGGUACAUCCAAUUUGUAUGAGUUCUUUGUUUUCUUACCUCCUUUCUGAAGUUAAUUAAAAGGGAGUGAGAUGAUAUUUGGUGACGUUACGCCUCAGUGUAUAUGUUUAGAUGUUUGGCAAUAAAAUUUGGUAGAAAUGACAAA
Messenger RNA from Anolis carolinensis (green anole), 3990 nucleotides. It is a transcript of the gene arl3, whose product is annotated as ADP ribosylation factor like GTPase 3. Bases 144 to 692 code for a protein of 182 amino acids. The record is from RefSeq and is a predicted model, not a curated record. NCBI's taxonomy places the organism in Eukaryota, Metazoa, Chordata, Lepidosauria, Squamata, Anolidae. Gene Ontology annotation, biological process: cilium assembly. Gene Ontology annotation, molecular function: GTPase activity; GTP binding. The transcript is spliced from 6 exons. Gene Ontology annotation, cellular component: microtubule cytoskeleton; cytoplasm.